AUUAAACAAGUUUCUGCUUGAUCCCACAAACGCUCAUGAUCAGAAUUUAUUAAGACGUCGUAGACGAUUGUGAACAAAUUUGUUUGUAUUUGUUUUUGUAAAUGUGUUUGUGUUUAAAAACAUUUUUUAUUUUGUCAUAUUUUUAAGAAGCUGUGUUGUGGAGUGAUGGAGUUCAUUUGUGUGACUCUGAUGAUUAUUAUUGGAAUCACAGAUUCAACAGCAGAUCAGUUUGCUGUUGUUGGACCUGUAGAUCCUCUCCUUACUGUAGUUGGCGAAGAUGUGAUUCUACCUUGUUCUCUCAAACCCAACAUCAGUGCUGUAAACAUGAGAGUCGAGUGGUUUAGACUUGAUCUUAAAGACUCAAUAGUUCAUCUCUAUGAAGAUCAUGAAGACAAAAACACAAAUCAGCUUCAGUCGUACAGAGGAAGAACUGAAGUGUUUAAAGAUGAACUACAGAAAGGAAACACAUCACUUAAACUCUCAAGAGUUCAGAUCUCUGAUGAAGGACUUUAUAAGUGUUUAAUUCAGUCCAAAACCAACUAUGAUGACAUCACUGUUGAUCUCAGAGUUGAAGGCGAGCAAACUCCUGUUUUAUUGUUCUUGUACUUGUAAGUGAUGUUCAGUAUUGGGUUAAGUGCAUGUUGUCAUAAUCACAAUAAGCCAGAAGAAAACAAGGAAAAAAAGUAUAGGAAGAAAGUUAUCACUAAAUUAAUGUUUUUUUUUUCAU
Molecule: messenger RNA, 727 nt
Organism: Misgurnus anguillicaudatus (oriental weatherfish)
Lineage: Eukaryota; Metazoa; Chordata; Actinopteri; Cypriniformes; Cobitidae
Source: RefSeq, a predicted model, not a curated record